Molecule: messenger RNA, 1542 nt
Organism: Rotaria sordida
Lineage: Eukaryota; Metazoa; Rotifera; Eurotatoria; Philodinida; Philodinidae
Source: the annotation of a GenBank genome assembly
AUGGGUUUAUACAAGCAAGAUGAAUUUCAAGAAUUUUAUCUGACUUUACAACAUAUCUUUGAAGAAACUUCACUUAGUGUUUUAUCAACAACUGAUUUAUUGCAAGAAAGACUUGCAUUCAUAACGGGUAGUACAAGUCAUAAUUGUCCAAUUCUUACAUUUCCUGAUAAUUCUCAAAUUGAAUUAACACAAGAAAAAUAUAAAAAACUUAUUUCUUAUUUAACACAAGUACCAAGCGAAAACGAACGUCAAUAUGGUUUUGUUAUUAUUAUUGAUCGACGAUUGAAUACAUGGAAUGCUGUUAAAUCUAUUAUUAGUUAUAUAGAGGAUUAUUUUCCAUAUUCAAUUCAAUGUAUAUAUCUCCUUCAACCAAAUUCAUGGAUGCAACGAGCUUUAUCUCAUUUAACAAUUUUAAAUGAUAUAACUUGUUCAUAUCGUUUAAUUAUUUGUCGAACAUUAUCUGAACUUCAUGACUAUUUAGAUGUAAGUCAAUUAUCAAAAGAUUUAGGUGGUUUAAUUAAUUUUCGUUUAUUUGAAUGGAUUGAACAAAGAGUGACUAUUGAAAAAUUAACUCAAUCAAUACAUGAAUUAAAUGAAAUAUUACUUGUAUUUAUAAAAGAAUGUUAUGAAAUUGAAUUUCCUAAUACUGUUGAAUCAAUACAAAAAAUACUUAAUCAACAUUUAAAACAAAAAAUUGAAUUCGAUCAAGAAUUACAACGUAUUAAAACGUGGGGUCAUUCACUAUUAUGUAUUAUUCACCAAGAGCAUAAACAGUCUUCAACAUCUCAUAAUAAUACAAUUGACAAGAAUAAUGAUAUACAACAUCUUGUUCUAUCAUCAGAUCAAUCAGCACAUGCUCGUGCUUGUAUAACUGCUUUGAUACAUAUUGAUCGUAUCGAAUCUAUUCUUUCACAAUUUUGGUCUAUACAUAAUAUACGUUUAAAUCAUUGUCUUGCAUUACGUCAUUUUGAACAACGUUUUAAAGAGAUACAAACUAUUUUUAUACAAUUAUACAAUGAAGUCAAUGAGUUGUCUGACCUAGAUACAAGUUUACUUCUAUUUGAUUAUUGUCAAUCUGAUAAUAAAAAUAAUAAUCGUAAAGAAGAAAUUGAUCAAACAUUAAUUCAACUUGAUGCCCUUUCACAACGAGCACAAAUGAUGAUCAGUCAUGCUACUCAAUUGACAAAUGAUGGCCUUGCUUUGAUUAUGGAACAACAGAAACAACAAACAAUAUCCUAUGGUAAUGAUUCCAUUGAACCGAAAUGUCAAGAAUUAGAAGAAAUGAAAAAAAAAUUAAUUGAACAAAUUGAUGAAAAACGACAUAAUUUAAAAUUAUUAAAAAUAUAUAUUGAUAAACUUGGAUCUAUAAAUGAUUGGUGUAUACGUGGUAAAGAUAUGUUAGCAAUGCAGUCAAUUCAUUUAUCGAAUGAUAAAGCUAGUCGAUCUCUAAGUGAACUUGAACGUUUCUUGACUGAUUUAUCGAUAAUGAAUAUCGAAGAAUUACAAUAUACAUCAACACCCGAACCACUUCGUGUAAGAUAA